Molecule: messenger RNA, 1212 nt
Organism: Acytostelium subglobosum LB1
Lineage: Eukaryota; Evosea; Eumycetozoa; Acytosteliales; Acytosteliaceae
Exons: 6
Coding region: 1-1212 (403 amino acids)
Biological process (GO): phospholipid biosynthetic process
Cellular component (GO): membrane
Molecular function (GO): phosphotransferase activity, for other substituted phosphate groups
Source: RefSeq, a predicted model, not a curated record
AUGCAGUCUUACUUCCGCUACAUCACAGACAAGGGCAUUGCCAACCUCGAGCACUACUCCUACUCGGGUGUCGACAACUCUUUCUGUGCCAAGCACUUCCUCAAGCAUUGGUGGAACUUUGGUGUUGAACGACUCACUCCAAUAUGGUUAGCUCCAAACUUGAUAACAUUAUUUGGAUUGUUCUGCAAUAUUGGAAUGUACUUGAUAGCAUACUUUAUGUUUCCAACACUUACAGAGGCUGCUCCGAGAUGGCCAUACUUUAUCAUUGCUCUUCUGAUAUUCGCCUAUCAAACAUUGGACAAUAUUGAUGGCAAGCAAGCCCGUCGAACCAAGUCAUCAUCACCUCUAGGCGAGUUGUUCGAUCAUUGUUGUGAUGCACUAAGUGUAGCUAUGUUUGCUAUUGUAAUGUCAGGUACUAUUAGAGUUGGACCUAUUUGGGCAUUUGUUAGUUGUAUUAUUGGAUUCUGGCCAUUCUAUUUAGCACAUUGGGAGGAGUACCAUGCUGGUAUUCUAGUGCUUGGAGAGUUCAACGGUCCAACUGAAGCACAGGUAUUGUUCAUCAUCAUUGAACUCAUCACUGGCAUCUUCACUUCCGACAUUUGGACCGUUGGUCCAACCAACUUUACUCUUGGAAAUAUACUGAUCAUAUUGAUGGCACUGGCCGCCAUAUACUCCAUCUAUACAAAUGUCCACAACACAUUCAAGUUACCAAACAGGAUGCCAUUCACAAAGUGCUUGAUGCAACUGACACCAUUCACAAUCUUCUUCGUUCUCAUCAUUAUAUGGGCUUCAACCAGUGCAAUGCUAGAGUCCCAACCUCAUCUAUUCAUUAUGACCAUUGGUAUAAUAUUCGGUUAUCUACAGUCAAGGUUCAUUACUCAAAGAGUUUGCCAUGAUGACUGCAAGAUGUUCUAUCCAAUAUUGAUACCAUUGGCACUAUGUGUAUUCAAUUCUAUUCUUAUUAGAGGAGGUGUACAUUCAAUCAGUGAGUUACCAUUACUCUGGUGCAUGUUUGCUUUGGCAUGUGUCCAAUUCCUUUUGUUUGCCUAUUUUACUACUCAUCAACUAUGUGAUCAUUUGAAGAUCAAAGUGUUCACCAUACCCUACUACAGCCAACAACCAACAUCACCUGGUGCAGAGGUGUCUGCCUCAUUGCUCAAUGCCAUCGAAGAGGGACAGGUUGAACAUGUAGACGAUGACGAUAAGAUAUAA